This is a messenger RNA of Arachis ipaensis, 913 nucleotides long. The record is from RefSeq and is a predicted model, not a curated record. NCBI's taxonomy places the organism in Eukaryota, Viridiplantae, Streptophyta, Magnoliopsida, Fabales, Fabaceae.
UAUUUAAAAAUCUUUCUUCAUCAGUAUUACGGCUUGAUAAGGGUAGGCUCCUGAUGGAAAUGAAUUAUAUGCUUGCUUAUGGAUCCGGUGAAGCUUCUUUGAGAUUAUUAUGGAAGUUUGGCCUUUUAGAUAUACUACUCCCCUUUCAGGCUGCUUACUUUGUUCGUCAUGGAUUUCGAAGAUGGGACAAAAGAACUAAUAUGCUUUUGGGUUUGCAUCCUAGCAUUUCAUAAAACAUUGAGUGAUCAAACAAGGGAAGCCUCGGCGGUUGCUACAUUUAGCCUUGCAGUUCAUAAUGGUGGAAAUUUAUUGGAAGCUGUAGACAUAGCUAGGAGGAUCAACAAACAACACAAUGCCAGGUUUCCUGAGUUAUUAGAUCCUUCAGGUCUAGAUGCAGAGGAUUUAGAAGAAGAGAUUCUGGAUCAUGCUGACUCUGUUAAAGGGACACUCUCACAGAUGACAACUAGGUAUUUGGUAUCUCAAGCUAUGGCCGACUAUCCUCAAGCCUCUCAUUCAAAUCUGGUGUGCAUAUCUCUUUCCUCUGCACGUGUUCCUGCUCUUGGUCUCAACCCUUCCUUCAUUACAGACCUGGCAGAUGCAGUGAUAGAAGCUCUUCCAUUUGCAAAAGCAAUGUAUGCAUCUACCAGCACUUCUGAAGAAGAGCAUGACCCACUUAGAUACUUGGUCAAGAUGUUCUUUGGCUCAAUAUUGGCAUUCAUCUUGUUUCUGUCACCUAGAAUGAUAAAUUGAUCUUGUUUUACAAAUUGUUUAUAGGUGAUUUGUAGUAUCUAAUCUAUAUGAAAUUUUGGAACUUGUAAUGCUAUACGCUAGGCAAUUAUUUGACUUCAAAGAGAAACUUUGUUUUUCUCAAGAGCAUAAAUAGAUCAAGCAUUGUUUUGUUUUAUUUAUAUGC